Phyllostomus discolor (pale spear-nosed bat) is the source of this 1915-nucleotide messenger RNA. RefSeq names its product aquaporin-5. The coding region runs from base 221 to 1390 and encodes 389 amino acids. Gene Ontology annotation, cellular component: apical plasma membrane; plasma membrane. The transcript is spliced from 4 exons. Gene Ontology annotation, molecular function: water channel activity. NCBI's taxonomy places the organism in Eukaryota, Metazoa, Chordata, Mammalia, Chiroptera, Phyllostomidae. Gene Ontology annotation, biological process: transmembrane transport. The record is from RefSeq and is a predicted model, not a curated record.
UAAGGAUGCCUGGGUCACAGGAGGAAAAGGAGGGGCUGGACCCAGGGCCCGGAGAGGAGAAAAGGAGAAGACCACGGCCGGAGAUAAAAGCCCGGCGGAGGGAGCCGGCCAGAGGUCGGUAGGACGGGAGACCCCGGCCGGGCCCGGCCCAAGCAAAGUCUCCCUGGGAGCCUGGGACGAACCGCGCGGCGUAGAGCGUGGGAGCCGCCUGGAGCGCAGCAUGCACGCGUCCCCAGCCGCUGGGGGGCCGGUGUGCACCGCCGCCUGGGUCAUGUGGCCGGGACAGGUCGCACGCCGCCCCUGCGGGAGAACUCGGGGGGCCCGGGGCAGUGUGGAGCCCCGGACGGCCGCAAAGUUCCCUUCCUGCGCGAAGUGCUGGCUCCAGAGCGCGGGAGCCGCCCACUGCCCCCCCGCGCUGGCCCCGCUUAGGGGCGCCCGCCCUCUAUAUAGCGCACCCCUGCGGGGCCCGUGCCAGGCCGCUAGCCGCCCUGAGGUCCCCGCAGAGCGCGCCGCCCCAGGGAGCCAGCCCCCCGCCCGCAGCAGCGCCGCCGCCGCCGCCGCCCCGACGGGCGCCCCCCGCCGCCGCUCGGCCCCCACCGCCGCCAUGAAGAAGGAGGUGUGCUCCGUGGCCUUCGUCAAGGCCGUGUUCACCGAGUUCCUGGCCACCCUCAUCUUCGUCUUCUUCGGCCUCGGCUCAGCCCUCCAGUGGCCGUCGGCGCUGCCCACUGUCCUUCAGAUCUCGCUGGCCUUUGGUCUGGCCAUAGGCACCCUGGCCCAGGCCCUGGGGCCCGUGAGCGGCGGCCACAUCAACCCUGCCAUCACACUGGCGCUCUUAGUGGGCAACCAGAUCUCCCUGCUCCGGGCUGUCUUCUACGUGGUGGCCCAGCUGGUGGGCGCCAUUGCUGGGGCAGGCAUCCUCUAUGGGCUGGCACCGAUCAGUGCCCGGGGCAACCUGGCGGUGAACUCGCUCAGCAACAACACGACGCCAGGCCAGGCUGUAGUGGUGGAGAUGAUUCUGACCUUCCAGCUGGCGCUCUGCAUCUUCUCCUCUACCGACGCCCGCCGCACCAGCCCCGUGGGCUCCCCGGCCCUGUCCAUUGGCCUGUCCGUCACUCUGGGCCACCUUGUGGGGAUCUACUUCACUGGCUGCUCCAUGAACCCCGCCCGCUCCUUCGGCCCCGCAGUGGUCAUGAAGCGGUUCAGCUCUGCGCACUGGGUAUUCUGGGUGGGGCCCAUUGUGGGGGCUGCCGUGGCUGCCAUCCUCUACUUCUACCUGCUCUUCCCCAACUGCCUGAGUCUGAGUGAGCGUGUGGCCGUCGUCAAGGGCACGUACGAGCCCGAGGAGGACUGGGAGGAGCGGAAGAAGACCAUAGAGCUGACUGCCCACUGACCAGCGUCAGACGGGGACCAGUCCCUCAGCCCCUGAAUGACAGGGGAAUAAAAAGCAUGAUGGCAAAGCUUCCUUUCCCCACAGCUGGGUCCUCUGGGCUAGGGAGGAGGUACUGGCUCCCCAGGCUGCAGUUAGAAAUGGGAACAGGAGCUUGUGAUGGGACUUUGGGGCAGGGGCCAGGGGCUGGGGCCUGACGGGAAGGGGGUCUCUCUGGGACAGGGCAGGCUUCUGCCAUGAGGUCAGACCUCAGCAAUUUUGAACUCAGCACCAAGUUCACAGGCUGCCCCAUGGGCAGGCCAGAAAGGGGUGGUCUGCAUUCUUCAACCCCCGCUGUCCCCAGCCCCUCCUCAAGAGCUAGAGGGAUCCUAGCCCCUAGGAUGGCAGAGGCUGACCCUCCCCAGAGCUCCUUAGGAGGGAGACAGACUGGUUCAUUAAGUGCUGCCUUAUUUAUUUCUGCUUAAACACGCAUGGGCUAGGGCUGCUGGUGUUUGCAAUGGGGGCUUCCCAAUAAACCACUGAUGUUCA